UUCGGCGUCGACACAGCACCGACGCCUCGUUCACAUCGCGCGUGGAUCUCUCUUAGGAGCUUUCUCGGUCGUGGGGGAAUCGUGAGAGAAGAAAAAAGUGUCAGACUAUCACGAAACGCCAGAAAAUACAAGGAAAGCUUAUGCACUGCGGAGAGAGGACACACAAACGAACAAUCAAUAAGAAAAUCGAGAGAAAGAAAACCUCGCUGGGCGGUUACAACAUCAAACCCGAGACAGUCACACGUGGCGGAAAACACAGUGCGCAGCGAAGGAGCCAGUUUACACAUGCGAUGGCUGUAGGUAAGGGCGCUAAGAAAACGACGUUUCUUCAGAGACACAGCGGCAAAAUGUCCCCGGUCCGAGUCACAGACAUGCGGUGGGGGUGGGUCAGGAAGAACCUGCUCCUCAUCUUCACCUUCUCGGGAGUCCUCUUUGGCGUCGGUCUGGGCCUUGGUCUACGAGCCGCCGGGCCCGACAGCACCACGGUUUUACUCAUCUCUUACCCUGGAGAACUCUUUAUCAGAAUGCUCAAACUCAUGAUCCUUCCACUUAUUAUCGCUUCUCUUAUCUCAGGAUCAGCCAGUCUCAACGCCAAGAUGAAUGGUCGCAUCGUGGUGAAGACAGUGCUCUAUUUUAUGGCCACUUCCCUCCUUAAUGCCAUAUUGGGGGUCUUGCUGGCCAUUGCUAUUCACCCAGGAUCUCCCUUGGCCAAAGAGGCUUUAUCGAGUGAGAUUACCGACGCGGGUCCUUCGUCCACUGUGAACAUUCUCGAUGGAUUCUUGGAUCUCGGACGCAACAUCUUCCCGGAGAAUCUGUUCCAAGCAUCUUUCCAACAGGUACACACUGUGUAUAACGAACAGUCUGUAAUCCAUGAAAACAUCACAGGCACAGGAGAGUCAGAACAGAUCACCGAGCUUGUGCGAACGGUCAAGUACCGGGCAGGAACGAAUACCUUGGGCAUCAUCGUCUUCUGCCUCGUCUUCGGAACCAUCCUUGGGUCCCUGGGCAAGAAGGGUGCCGUGGUGGUCGACUUUUUCUCUGUAAUUGAUGCUGUCAUUCUCAAGAUCGUGACUGGAAUCAUGUGGCUCUCACCCGUGGGCGUGGCGAGUGUAAUCAUGAGCAAGAUCCUGAUCGUCAAGAACCUAAGCACCGUCAUGAGCAACCUGGGCCUCUUCAUCGUGACGGUGGUGGUGGGCGUGCUCAUCUACCAGUGGCUCAUCCAGAACCUCAUCUACUUCCUCUGCACGCGCCGCAAUCCCUUCACUUUUUACAUCAACCUCCUGGAGCCAUGGGUGACCUCCUUCGCCACGGCAUCCACGGCGGCUACGCUGCCUAUCACCUUCCGAUGCAUGAACGACAAAUGCGGCGUGGAUCCCCGAAUCUCCCGCUUCGUGCUUCCCAUCGGUGCCACAGUCAACAUGGACGGAACAGCCUUGUUCGUGUCCGUCGGCACCGUCUUCAUAGCUCAGAUGAAUGAAAUCUCGCUCGGUGUUGGGGAGUACGCAACUAUUGUCGUUACAGCAACCGCUGCCAGCGUUGCUAGUGCCAGUGUGCCAAGUGCUGCACUUGUUCUCAUAGUCAUCGUUCUCACAGCCGUCAAUCUGCCAGCCACGGACGUAUCUCUUCUCUUCACCAUCGACUGGCUUGUCGACCGGUUCCGAACCACGAACAACAUGCUCGGCGACUGCUAUACAGCCGCCAUCGUCGAGCACUGGAGCCAGAAGGAGCUGCAGGCCAUGGACGCCGAGAACAGCACGGAGACGAAUCCCAAUGACGUGGAAAAGGCUGCCGACCUCACGCCUCUGGUAACCCGCCUGCAUGACACCGACCCUGAUCCAGUGCCGCAUGACCUGCCAGUGCUGCUUAGGGGCUCGGACAAUGGGAAGUUGAUGGCUGGCAAUGAAAUCCACGUUGAGGUUGAAGUUAACCAGAAAGACACCACUACCACAACCAAAAUGUAGACUCACACAUGACGAGGAUUUGUCACAAAACUCUUUUUUUGAUAAGAAUUCAGACAAGUUUGUUGAAAAUGUUCUGUAUAUUUUCAGAGAAAUUUGUGUGAAUGUGUGGAGCUAAACAUUCUUUGCAUUCUUAAGUCUUAGAGAUAUGAGAUAAACACUAUAGAAAUGAAAUUGGUUCAAAGAGGUAAAUUCACAUAGUACUAUUAAGAAAGCUAUAAUGAUAUGUGUAAUUGAUGAUCAAAUUCAUUUUAAUAGUAAUUAUGAGAGAGAAAAACCCUGUUCAGAAGUCAAAAGAUUAUUGAAAUACUGAUCAUGCUCUGAGAGUUGAAAAAUUAGCAUGUAAAAACCUCAUACUUCAGAGGACAAUACAUUAUUUUUGCUUUUUUCACCCCAAAGGCAGUCUAUCACUGGUGUUGAAACAAGAAUGUUAACGGCCAAAAAUCAUAGAGACAAAGCAAAUAUGGGUGCUAUUUUUCAAGAAUUUCAGAUGAUCCUAAUGGUUGUUUAAUAUUGUUAAUAUUGAAGGACAUUAAUGGGAUAAGGUAAGGAUAGUCAAGUAACUAUAUAUGACAGCUACUUUGCUGGAAAUCCCUUUCUAUACCCAGUAAAUAUCCUCAAGGAAUGAGAUAUAUUAGUGAGAUGAUAGUUUUAAGUGAAUAUAUAUAUAUAUGACUAUAUUUAGACAUCAAAAUGUCUAGCCAACAGUAGGAUAUAAAGUGAUAAUAAAGGCAUUGUUCUUUUUGAGCUGUGUAUAAAUGUUAAUUGAAGAUUGACAUUACAGAUACAUACAUUUUGACAAUGCCUUAGCAAAGAUCCAAUAGAAUAUUAGAUAUAGACAAUGGAAUGAGUCAGAGGCACAUUAUCAACAAAAUGAUGUGGUUGAUUAACAGGUAUAAUUGGUUUACCCAAUAAUUAACCUCAUAUUUUAGGAUUUUUUGUCUAAAUCACACACCUCAGGGUCUUGUGGAAAAGAUUUAUACUUUUGAGAUUCUGGCCAUGACUCCUUGCAUGCUGCAAUAUACCUUACUGUAUGAUAAGCCUGAUAUAUCUCAUGCUAAAAAUAAUUGUAAUGGUCAUGGGAGUACAAUGAUCAACAUUGAAUUUCACUUGUUACUAUUAUUACUCUGUAUUAAGCAAUCCCCUUUAGAACAUUCAUGGAUCACUUUUGAAAAUGUCAUUGAUUCGAGAUAUAGUAUUACCACGUUAAAUCUUAUUGCUUCUGCCAAUAUAACAGGUGAAUCAAGAAUGUGAAAGCUCUAUUGUAUGUGAUUUUAUGGACUCUUCUAUGGAUAGAUGGCACUAAUCAUUCAUGGAAUAUGGAAUGAUUGGUGUAUUUAUUCCUCAGAUGUAGACAUUUUACUCCAUUGCCCAUAUUGGGUAAAUAUAAAGAGUAGUUGGAGUGGUAUCACAGACAUUGGGAUCCAGUAGAUUGUAUGUAGGAUUAUUCACUUUCUUUUAAGGGAAGCAGUUAUUCAGAUUUCAGUCUUUGUUUAAAUUUGUUGAAAAGAAAAUCAAUUUGAUGUGAGAAUCCAAUUAUUCUUUUAGAUUUUGAGACUACUAGUCUUUAUCUUGAGUAUGUGGAUGUACUUGUUAAUGUACACAUGUAUUAUAGCACUACCUUCAUUUUCUUAGCUGAAAAAGAAAUUGUUCCACAUAUGAUUUGAAUAUAUGUGAUGCUUCAAUAUAAAAAUGGUUGUUGCAAAAUUUUUGUGAUUUUAAUAUCUAUGAACUGCCUUGAAUGUUGAUUUUUUUUUUUUUAGAAAUUGAAGGCAGUGAGAAGUACUUUUAUGACACUAAUGUUCUUGUUUUUUAAAACUAACAGGUUUUGAAUUUCCAGUACAAAGACUAGUAAGAUGAAUGAUACAGUUUGAAAUUGCAAUUUGAAUUCAACUUGUCUGCAGUGUCAUAUGGAAACCACUGGGGAUAUGCAAGUAGAGUAUUUAUUUGAUCUCCAUAUUCAUGUGAUAAAUUUCGAGUUAGUGAAAAAACUUCAGUAUUGUUAAUUACAUUCACAUACUCUCAGAAGCUGCAAGUCUUAGGUGGCAGGUUUUAGACAAGUUUAUUUUAUAGUAUCUCGCAAAGAGUGAACUGAUGACCCAGAAAUACUUCAUUAAACUAAAAUCCCCUUCCCGCUCUAAAAUAUGAGACAGAAAAAAAAAAAAAAAUUAUUAACUGAAACAUAAAAUUCUUAUGUUCAUGGUAAUUCUUUGGUACCCACACAUAUGCAGUGUUUUCUGUGUGUGGGAAAACAGUUUUUACUCCCACAGACCUUAUGUAUAUAAUUAGCAGGAUAUCUUUCAUUCAGAAAAAUGGGUCACUUCAGUUUCUCACUCAUGAUGAACUUUUCCAAGUUAGUGUACUAACUUUUGUGGUUGAAUAUGAAACCCUAUCAACUUGUUAAAAGUUUCUUUUCGUAACUUGUGAAUGCUGCCAAUUAUAAGUUAGAUAAAAGCUUUGUGUUAGGCGUGCACCCAACCAUUGUAAAUGUUGAUGUGGUACCUAGUGUUAUUCUAGCAAAGGCUCAUACCCAUUGUCAAUGAUGUAUUGAAUAUUUAGAUUUAAAAUCAGAGGCAGACCCAAGCAAAAGAACAAAUGAAUCGACAAUAAAAUCAUUUGAAUAGAAUGUCAGUAACUGGAUGUAAGGUAUGUCAAUGACUUGUAAAGACUAAACACACACUCACACGAGUUGAUCCUUAAAUGUAGACCUGAAGUCCCUGGGCCUUCCCUUAGGUGGACAUUGAAGACUCCCAAGAUCUUGGUAAAAUUCAUGAAUACAAUUAGGUUCCAGUGUCAUGAAAUGCAUUGGCUGAACACCAAUAAUUUAUAUUUUACAAUUGAUUGUAAAUAGUAUACUCAACAUACUUGAUAAAAGUUUGCCAACUUUUGCUUAGCUUUUUAUGUUAUUUUCUUCACAGCAAUACAACGACUACCAUGAUCUUGGGAUCCUAAAGUCUUCCAGCAUCUAAUGAUCAGGAUUAUAGGAUCAACAGUAUAUUCUUGGCAGUAUUAUAACCUUUACUAUUAAGGCCAACAAAAACAUUGAAUGCCAACUUUAACUGUUGUUCUAGUUAUAACAGCAAUUAUAUAUAUAAGCAGGUAUAUAUAUAAAGCUGCAUGCAUGAAAGCAAUGAUACAUCACUUUCCUUGGUUACCACGUAAGUAAGCACUCUUAAUGAACUUUGUUUUCAAUUCACAACUCCAUAUUUUAAACAGUUUAUUACACACAGGUCUUAUUGACCAUGUACUUCCAAGAACACCACAAUCACUAGUAGAUUUGACAGGUGAGGUUGUCUUUUAACAAGAGCAUUAAGGAACUUUAUGUCAGUGACACCAGUUAUGUCAACAACUUCUUGAUGAGUCACCAUACCUUCUCAAGAUUUUAUUUUCACCACAUGGAGAUGUCUUUCCUGAAAGCCAAAUGACCAAGGAGUCAAAGCAAGAUGCACAAGAAUGCAUAUAAUCAAUCAUCUGCACAGUGUGAUCAAGGCAUACAAUACAGUACAAUCAAAUCGAACAUCAAUCUUAACUGAAGUAAAAUAUGCAUGAUGGUUGAGGAGGCCACGUUACAUUACAUAUCAUCACUAUGUUGUUUUGGCAUGUAAUAUUAUUGUCAUUUUACUUAUAAUGGACCAAUUUCUAUAUGGAAAAAUGUAUUUGUUACAGCAAAAAAAAACAAAAAAAAACAAGAAAAAUCCAUAUGGAAAAAAAGACAGAAUGGCUGUAGCAGUUUUUUUCUUUUUUUUCUUAAAAGAAAAUAAAAAAAGAAAAUUCCAGGAAAUAUUUCGCAUUUAUGUAAAUAGACAAAUGUCACAAGUUAAAUAUAUAUCCCAAGUAUAGCACAUACAAUAUUGCAUAAUAAAUUAAGAAGGCCA
Molecule: messenger RNA, 5833 nt
Organism: Penaeus vannamei (Pacific white shrimp)
Lineage: Eukaryota; Metazoa; Arthropoda; Malacostraca; Decapoda; Penaeidae
Product: excitatory amino acid transporter 2
Biological process (GO): L-glutamate transmembrane transport
Cellular component (GO): plasma membrane
Molecular function (GO): L-glutamate transmembrane transporter activity; glutamate:sodium symporter activity; neutral L-amino acid transmembrane transporter activity
Source: RefSeq, a predicted model, not a curated record